This is a messenger RNA of Physeter macrocephalus (sperm whale), 1313 nucleotides long. RefSeq lists its product as uncharacterized. The transcript has 10 exons. The record is from RefSeq and is a predicted model, not a curated record. The coding region runs from base 270 to 1298 and encodes 342 amino acids. NCBI's taxonomy places the organism in Eukaryota, Metazoa, Chordata, Mammalia, Artiodactyla, Physeteridae.
GCCGGCCCCCGCCGCGGUGAGAGGGGACCCUGCCAGCGGCCGAGAGGGGAGGGCGUGCCGGGUUCUCCCGGCGGCGAGGGUGCUCUCCGAGGGGCGACAGCUGGAGCGCACAGCGACCGGCGGAUGCCUUAGGGCCCCGUGGGCCGCCCCGGAGGACUCAGUCCCGGUGGCCAGCGGCUCCCAAGCAGCUCGCGUGCGCUCAGCCUCAGGCUCCCGCUGACGCACCUGGGAACCUCGUUCACCAGCCCCCGCCCGGCACCCCCCGAGCCAUGGAGGCCCCCGAGGUCCCCGUGGGCUCGCUGAUUGACUUCGGGGCCGGGGCCAAGCCAUCCACCUCCUCGCCCCUGGAGGUGCUGCCUCCAAAGCUGCAGGACGGGGACAGCUCCCCGGGCGAGGGCGCGUCGGAGAGCGAGACCACGGAGUCGGCAGACAGCGAGAACGACAUGGGCGAGUCGCCCUCACAUCCGUCCUGGGGCCAGUACCGCCGCUCCUCCUCCAGCGAGUCCUUCUCGUCCAACCAGAGCACCGACUCGGCCAAGGAUGAGGAGCUGCUGGAACGCCGGGAGUUCAUGCGCAGCUACGUGGAGAAGAUCUUCUCCGGAGGGGAGGACUUGGACCAGGAGGAGAAAGCCAAGUUCGGAGAGUACUGCAGCAGUGAGAAUGGAAAAGGCCGGGAAUGGUUUGCCCGGUACGUGAGCGCCCAGCGCUGCAACUCCAAGUGCGUCUCGGAGGCCACCUUCUACCGCCUGGUGCAGUCCUUCGCGGUGGUCCUAUUUGAGUGUCACCAGAUGGACGACUUCGGGCCUGCCAAGAACCUCAUGACCAUGUGCUUCACCUACUAUCACAUCGGUAAACCACACCUGCUCCCCUCCGAGUUCAAGGAGAAGCCGGCCGGGAGCAUCGACUCCUACCUGAAGUCGGCCAAUAGCUGGUUAGCAGAGAAGAAGGACAUCGCCGAGCGGCUUCUGAAGAACACGUCGGCCAAGACGGAGAACGUCAAGGGCUUCUUCGGGCUGGAGACCAAGCCCAAGGGGCCCCUGGCCAGGAGAAGCGAGGAGAAAGAGGGCAGGCCCCAGGAGAAGCCGCAGAAGACGGUGACUGUGUGCAGCCCAGAGGAGGAGAGAAAGGGGGAGAAGAUCUACCUGUACACGCACCUGAAGCAGCAGCCCAUCUGGCACACGCUGAGGUUCUGGAACGCGGCCUUUUUCGACGCUGUCCACUGUGAGAGGAGAAAGCGGUCUCCCACCACCAGAGGGGAUGCUGGAGAGGAGGAGAAGAAGAGGUGUGUGUCCACGUGACUGUCCAUGGACAGU